AUGUCUACAGCUACAAAACCCACCAUCGUCAUCGUCCAGGGCUCCUUUCAAACCCCCUUGUUCUACGGGGCGUUAUUGACGGGUCUUUUGGACGCGGGUUACCCCGUCAUCCACCCCCGACUCCCAUCCUGCACCAACGUCGACGACGCCGACUUCCCUACCCGCACGCUGACGGACGAUUCCCUCGCCGUGACCGUCGCCAUCCAACGACUGGUCGAGGCGGAGGGCAAGACGGUCGUCGUGGUCAUGCACUCGUAUGGUGGGCUGGUGGGCAGCAACGCCAUCCCGGAGGAGCUCAGCUACUCGUAUCGCCAGUCGCGGGGGUUUGCCGGUGGCGUGAUCCAUCUCUUUUAUUUCUGCGCCUUUAUCCUGGGCAAGGGGCAGUCGGUGCUGGGGGUUUUUGGCGAGUCGCCAAAUAACGACGUGAGGCCAGAUGGACGCUUCUGCAUCCGCAACGGAGCCAAGAUCCUCUUCAACGACCUUCCAGACUCGGAGGCCGCUCUGUGGGAGUCGCGAUUGAUCCCGCAGUCGUACAAGGUCCAGACGACCCCUCUCACGCGGGCGGCAUACGAGUACAUUCCCUCGACAUAUCUCAUCACGGAGAACGACCGAGCCGUGCCCGUCCGUUUCCAGGAGAUGUUCGCUGCCACCAUCAAGGCGCAGGUGGUCCGGUGCAGCUCCGGCCACUCACCCAUGUUGAGCCAGCCCGCUGUCCUGGUCGAAAAGAUCACGGCGGCGGUGGAGGGUGCUUUACGACGGGCUGGGCCCGGGUUCCAUAGUCUCUGCAACAAGAGAAGCAAUCCGAGAUAG
Messenger RNA from Rasamsonia emersonii CBS 393.64, 810 nucleotides. RefSeq lists its product as uncharacterized. The record is from RefSeq and is a predicted model, not a curated record. Lineage: Eukaryota; Fungi; Ascomycota; Eurotiomycetes; Eurotiales; Trichocomaceae. The coding region runs from base 1 to 810 and encodes 269 amino acids. The transcript is spliced from 3 exons.